GAAGGAAAGAAGCAAGAAACCUGAACAUUUCAAAGACAGAAGAAAAGAAAAAAAAAAAAAACAGAGAAAUUCUGUCCGAUUUCUUCUUCCUCUGAAAAUUUCUCCUUCUUCUUUACUCCAUGUGUAAGCUUCUUUGUCACUUUGUCCUGUUGAGAAGUAAAUAAUUGUUUUUCGUUAGUAUUUGAAGAAGGAAUAGGAAGGGAGGAAGGGAUUCUUUUGAAUCAUGGAUCAACUCAUCAACUUUAUAAUACGUCCACCCAGAGCUGAAUACAACCCUGAGCAUGAUUUAUUGGAGCCAGAGUUCAUGCUGAGAGGGAAAUGGUACCAGAGAAAGGAUACAGAGAUUAAAAACAGUAGAGGAGAUGCUCUACAAUGUAGUCAUUAUAUGCCUAUUGUUAGUCCUGAAGGACAAGCUCUGCCCUGUGUAAUUUACUGCCAUGGGAACAGUGGGUGCAGAGCUGAUGCUAGUGAAGCUGCUAUAAUAUUGCUGCCAUCAAAUAUUACUGUUUUCGCCCUUGAUUUUUCAGGAUCUGGCUUAUCUGGAGGAGAGCAUGUUACUUUGGGUUGGAAUGAAAAGGAUGAUCUGAAGGCUGUGGUUGAUUAUUUACGGUCAACCGGACAUGUAUCUUUGAUUGGCUUGUGGGGGCGGUCAAUGGGUGCUGUCACCAGCCUGAUGUAUGGAGCUGAGGAUCCUUCAAUCGCAGGAAUGGUUCUUGACAGCCCCUUCUCAAAUUUGGUUGACCUGAUGAUGGAACUAGUGGAUACCUAUAAAUUCCCUCUACCCAAGUUCACUGUUAAGUUUGCUAUUCAAUACAUGAGAAAAGCCAUCCAGAAAAAGGCAAAGUUUGACAUAAUGGACCUGAAUGCCCUUAAGUUGGCAAAAUCGUGCUUCGUUCCAGUUUUAUUUGGGCAUGCUAUUGAAGAUGAUUUCAUACAUCCUCAUCACUCAGAUCAAAUAUUUGAAGCUUAUGUGGGAGACAAGAAUAUAAUCAAAUUUGAGGGAGAUCACAAUUCUCCCCGCCCUCAGUUUUACUUUGAUUCCAUAAAUAUCUUCUUCCACAAUAUUCUGCAACCUCCCGAGGAUGAGGUGGGAGCAACUUUCUUUGACCCUAUGCAGGACUACUUUGGUAAGGGUGCUUGGACUAUGCCUAACAUUGGUUUUCUUCCAUCCUCAACUACAUCUAAAGAAGCAAGCAGCACAGUGGGUGCCAUUAAAGAAAUUCAUCCUAAAAGGCCUAUGAGUCGUAUGGAGGUCCCUUCUGACAUCCCAGCUAAAGAUAAUCAAUCUGAAUCCAAGGAUAAAGAUGACAGUGAUGAUCAUGGCUCAUCAUCGUCAAAAAUGAUAAGCUUUGAAUUGUCAAAUGGCAAUCCUUAUGGUCCACAUGUUCCAACAACAAUGGAUGAUGAUCAAUUUGUGGAAUAUCAACUGGAUGACUUGACAGGCUUUCCGUGCAGUGCAGAGGACGAAGAACGGAUGUUCAUGCAAGCAGUGUUGGAAUCGUUAAAGGACUUGGAUAUGCAACGUCUGCAAACAGAAGAACAGGACGUUGCUACCUCUUCUUCUGAGUCUUUACAGAAAGAUUAUGUAAAUAGCAUGAAUGGUUCUUCCAGCACAACAGAACAGCAGAGUCCCUCAAACUCAGAAUCCACUUCCACUGCUGUAGAGCUUCAGGCGCCAGAGACAGCAUCUACACCAAUAAUUAACAGCCCCAAAAUGACCCCUGAGCACAUAACUCAUGAUUCAAGUGUGUUAAGUGACGGACCUGCAUCUGAUCAAUCCACCACUGAAUCGGGGAGCACAAGCAGCUCUGCUCGAAGUGAUACCUUAGCUAGCAUCCAGAGUUCAUCUGAUUCUGACUUGUCAGCCAACACAAAAGCAACUUUGACUGUUGAACGGAAUCCGACAAACAACAUUAUGGAUGGUUUGAUGCGUCGUUGGGAUCUAAACUUUUUUCGAAAUGGUAGAUGAAGUUAAAAGGACCUCUAGUGUGAAUCAUUCUUGUUAUGUAUCAUUCUGUAACUAAGCCUUAGAAAUUGUAGUGUCGUGAAAUGCUUAGAAAAAUAGAGAAAAGAAAGAAAACAAAAAUGAAAAAAAAAAAAAAUUGGUGCUGUGAAUGUGUUAAGAAAAAUGAUUGUAUUGGCACUGUUUUUCAUUUAUUUGCAAAUGAUUUCAUUAUUGUCCUGAAAAAUUCCAAUUAUCGUUGUAGGAAACUAGAGUUCAGGGUGUCUUCUCUCCAUUUCUCUUGCCUCUGUAAAUCAUGCUCUUGAAUCUCCUUCUACUCUACUAAGGUAUGAAUUUCUCACCAAACAUGGCUUCACCUUGAUCCGAUUGAUUCUGAUGAUGGUGGUUUAUGUCCUUUUAUGAGUUCUAAAAAAUUAUGUUCUUCGUUUGGAUAAUUAAUUUAAGAAACUCUGUUUAAGCAUAGCACAAGCUGGGGUUUGACAGCCUUGGAGUAGGAUAUGCUUCUUACUGUUUGGUUUAUGAAGAUGAUUUUUUUUUUUUUAAUGGAAUAUAAUUUAUUUUUCUAG
This is a messenger RNA of Rubroshorea leprosula, 2529 nucleotides long. The record is from the annotation of a GenBank genome assembly. NCBI's taxonomy places the organism in Eukaryota, Viridiplantae, Streptophyta, Magnoliopsida, Malvales, Dipterocarpaceae.